CCAUUGAUCAAUUCCAUGCAGCAAAUGAACAACCUCAAACUUGUUCCUUUCACCAACCAGAAGAUGGUACACCUGUGGAUGCUCAAUCAGUAAGUGAUUCUAAUCCUGCUUCUAAUGCCUCUACUAAUUCCAUUGUUUCUUUACGUCGUUCUGCUCGUACUAUUCAUCCACCUGAUCGUCUUAACCUUUUUACCUCUGUCUCUUUGUUGACAACAUUAGAUUUUGUUGAUAUACCUCGUUCUUACCAGGAGGCUGUUAGCAUUCCUUGUUGGAAGGAAGCUAUGGAUUUUGAAUUAAGUGCCUUAUUGGAGAAUGAUACUUGGGAUAUGGUACCUUGUCCUUCUAAUGUGUCUAUUAUUGGUAGCAGGUGGGUCUUUUCUGUUAAGCUCAAAGCAGACGGUAGUAUUGAGCAGUAUAAAGCAAGACUUGUUGCCCAAGGUUAUAAGCAAGAGUAUGGAAUUGAUUAUAUAGAAACAUUUGCACCAGUGGCUAAAAUGACUACAGUGAAAUUACUUAUUGCUCUUUCGGCAAUGCAUCAGUGGCCUAUUUCUCAAAUGGAUGUGAAGAAUGCUUUUCUGCAUGGGAAUUUGAAAGAAACUGUUUAUAUGAAGCCUCCUCCAGGUUAUUCACAUUCUAAAUCCAUGGUUUGCAAAUUAAAGAGAUCAUUAUAUGGUCUUAAGCAAGCUCCUCGAGCUUGGUUUGAACGCUUCCGUCAAGUUAUUGUGGAUGCUGGGUAUGUUCAUAGUUCUCAUGAUUAUUCCUUGUUCAUGCAUAACUCUCCACAAGGUGUUACUCUACUUUUGAUUUAUGUCGACAAUAUGCUUAUUACUGGUAGUAAUAAGGAAGGUAUUGCUAAGUUGAAAGAGUUACUUUGUCGUUCUUUUCAGAUGAAAGAUUUGGGGCCACUGACUUAUUUUCUUGGUUUAGAAGUUUACUCAUCUUCUCGAGGUUAUGCGGUGAAUCAACGGAAGUAUGUUCUCAAUUUGAUCCAAUUUGCGAAUCUAUCUGAUGAUAAAUGUGUUGACACUCCAAUGGAAGUAAAUGUCAAGCUUAGGAAGGAGGAUGGUGAAAAACUCUCUAAUCCUAGCUUUUAUCGUCAACUUGUGGGUCGCCUCCUUUAUCUUACUAUGACUAGACCUGAUAUUGCUUAUGCUGUGCAAGUGGUUAGUCAAUUUGUUGCAGAUCCUCGGCGGUUACAUCUAACGGCUGUUCUUCGCAUAAUUCGAUAUCUUCGUGGCACUAUUUCAAGGGGACUUUUCUUCUCUCAUCCUGUAUGCAAUUGCAAGCUUAUGCAGAUGCUGAUUGGGCAGGUUGUCCUGAUACACGUCGCUCCACCACAGGUUGGUGUGUGUUUCUUGGUGAUUCCCUUAUUUCUUGGAAAUGCAAGAAACAGAAAACAGUGUCCAAAUCCACUGCUGAAGCUAAAUACCGAGCAAUGUCUUCAGCAUGUAGUGAAUUGACUUGGCUUCAAGGAUUUUUACAGACACUUUUCCUACUCCUCCUUCACCUCUUUAUGCUGAUAAUAUGAGUGCUAUUCGUAUUGCAUCCAAUCCUGUCUUUCAUGAGCGUACCAAGCACAUUGAAGUGGAUUGCCACUUUAUACGGAAUAUGUAUCUUGCAGGUGCCAUUACUCUU
Rubroshorea leprosula is the source of this 1635-nucleotide messenger RNA. The record is from the annotation of a GenBank genome assembly. Lineage: Eukaryota; Viridiplantae; Streptophyta; Magnoliopsida; Malvales; Dipterocarpaceae.